Penicillium brasilianum is the source of this 3143-nucleotide messenger RNA. NCBI's taxonomy places the organism in Eukaryota, Fungi, Ascomycota, Eurotiomycetes, Eurotiales, Aspergillaceae. The record is from the annotation of a GenBank genome assembly.
AGAAGAGGGGUAUACAAUGCAAAUUUAUCUAUCUAUCUUCCCAUUUGGGAUAUGCCAUAUCUGUACACGCAAGAGAGAAAAGCAUCCAUGGACUAUACUGGUAGGAAAUCUAUUCCGACUCAGUCCAUCACGUCAAAGCUCGUGCCACAGCCGCAGUUACUCGUUGCCCGCGGGUUGUCCACGAUCUUAAAUUGGCUACCGAUCAGCUCGGUGGUGUAAUCGACCGUGCUGCCAGACAGCAAUUCUAGCGAGGGCUCAUCCAUGAUGACCUUUGCCGUACCGGCGGCGUUCGUUGAAGCUUCGGAUGGGUCUGCCUCGCCUUCGAAGAUAGUAUCCUCUUCUGCGUCAAUCUUGGCCGCUGAUUCGAGAGACAUCAAGUAUUGGAAACCAUGGCAGCCGCCACUGGUCACGGUAAUGCGAAGAUGGUGGUAGGGGUUUUCUUCUUUGGUAGCGGAGGGUGAGGAGGUUGGGUCGGUGAUUUCGCGGAGACGCUAUUAUAUCCACGUUAGCUCGGGCUUCAGAGUAGAUCUCGGAAGUAAGGCUAGAAAUAAAGGGCAAAAAAGGCAAUCCCAGCGGAGAGAAUAGAACCAAAAAAAAAAAACAUACAACAGCCAGGAUUCGCAUGUGGUCACCCACCAUACUACUAACUGGCCGGCGUGUGGCUUAAGUACGGCUGAGCGGACGGGAAGCCCUGUUCUCCACACCCUAUGGUCGUAUGUGCUAGUUCUCUCCGGCAACUGACUCAAUCCGUGCUGCUCGAUGGUAUCCAUCCAUUUUCAUGGAGAACCCAAUGCCGACAGCAGCCUGACGUUCAGUCCCCAGGUCUCGAACAAUUCGCAAACUUGCCACACAACACAGCGCAUACUUUCGGCCAUGAAGGGGGAUCCGCAAAAGCCAGGCAACCAAAUCAAAACCAUUAUACACGUACCGACACUGCGCGAGGAGAGAUACUGAUCAUGAGAGUCUCUCCAUCGUCUCCGGUUCUCGGGUUUUGCGUGACCUUGGUGGCGAGACGAGUGGACGAGCUGGAAAAUGUGGCGACGGAUUGACGGGUAGGUGAUCUGAGCAGACAUCCCCGUACGAACGGCCUGUAGACAGAUGCGCCUGCCGAAGCAGCUGUAAAUCGGCGGGCAGCGAGUUGGCCGGCGGAGGAGGAUGCGGAGAGGCGCAAAGCGGAUUGGGAAGUCGAGAGGAGUCGGCCGUGCUGCUGGAACAACCGCCGCGCAGCUGUGGAUGUGAAGAGUGGUCGCGACAUGGCUGUGUAUGUGCAAGAGUCGCGCAGCUCGAGAGAUGACGAAAGGAAACCUGGAUUAUCAAUUAUCGCAUCGUUCCAUCCGAUGGCCGCGGGUUAGUCAGUUCGGCAGUGGCGCGAUUGGUCAGCUCUGGCGGGGAGUCGCGGCAGAAUACUGAAAAGGGAAAGGGAUCGGAGUUGGCGGGGAAGAAAGGUGAUUUCUUUUGGCUUGUGAGUCGUCAGGUUCCUGGAUUGCCUCUCUUUUGAAAGAUUGAUUAUCUAUCUUACGAUCAGACGGCUUGUCACACGAGUGGAUCAUUUCAAAAUGGGUUCACGGCAGCAUCUCCGUGAUAUCAAAUCCGGUCCCCCACUUCCCUACCAGGAUGAUAUCAGAGCUUACAGCCGGGAUUACGCCGAAGCAUUGGAUGCAGAAGAUCCUCUACGACAAUUUCGAGAUGAAUUCAUCAUCCCCUCCAAGCAAGACCUGAAGCGGAAGACCCUGGCGGAAGAUCCGAACCAUGAUGAAGCUUCCGAUCCUAGGUGCAUUUAUCUCUGUGGUAACUCUCUUGGUGUUCAGCCUCGGAGUACUCGGCGAUACAUCGAGCAAUAUCUGCGAACAUGGGCAACCAAGGGUGUAACAGGUCACUUUGUGCCGCACGAAGAUGAAUUGCUACCUCCAUUUGUCGACGUCGACACUGCCGCGUCCAAGCUGAUGGCGCCGAUUAUGGGUGCUUCUCAAAAAGAAGUGGCAGUGAUGGGAACUCUCACUGCUAAUCUCCACUUCCUCAUGGCUAGUUUCUAUCAGCCUACGAGCGAGAAGUACAAGAUUAUCCUGGAAGGCAAGGCAUUCCCCAGUGACCAUUACGCAAUUGAGUCUCAAGUCCGGCAUCACAACUUUGACCCAAAGCAGGCUAUGGUGUUGAUUGAGCCAGAGAAUCUCGAUUGUCCAAUCCUCACUAUGGAGCAAAUCAUCAAGGUGAUCGAUGAGAAUGCCUCGAGCACUGCUCUGAUUUUGCUUUCUGCCAUUCAGUUUUAUACUGGACAAUACUUUGACAUGAAACGAAUUACAGACCAUGCCCACUCCAAGGGUAUCUUGAUCGGUUGGGAUUGCGCCCAUGCCGCGGGUAAUGUGGAUCUACGUCUCCACGACUGGGACGUCGAUUUUGCAGCAUGGUGCAGUUACAAGUAUCUUAACAGCGGUCCGGGUGGCAUGGCCGCACUAUUUGUCCACGAACGUCAUGGCCAGGUCGACAACGAGGAGUCCUUCCGACCUCGGCUUUCAGGCUGGUGGGGUAGUGACCUCCAGACACGGUUCCAAAUGAAUAACACAUUCAUCCCGCAAUCCGGGGCUGCUGGCUUCCAGCUGUCCAACCCGUCCGUCCUAGAUAUCAAUGCGGUCGUCGCCUCCCUCGAGCUCUUCAACCGUGCCACGAUGAAGUCAAUUCGGGAAAAGUCUCUCCGAAUUACUGGAUAUCUCGAGCAUCUAUUGCUAAAGUAUCCCUUGGAUGCUCCCGCAGAGGAUAAGCCUUUCACUCUAAUCACACCGUCUAACCCAGCGGAGCGAGGCGCCCAGCUUAGCUUGCGACUCCAGCCUGGACUGCUAGACCAUGUCUUGCACUUCCUGGAGGAACACGGUGUAGUUAUCGAUGAAAGGAAACCUGAUGUUAUUCGGGUGGCUCCGGCGCCAUUGUACAAUUCAUAUGCAGAUGUGUGGGAGUUUUGUCAGAUUUUCUUGCAGGCUUGUCGGGAGGCUGUCAAGGCUCGGGGUUGAGGGGUGUAUAUCUACUGAAAAUGUUAAAAGCCCUUUACUUUUACAGACACCGUGAGACAGAUAGCCGUGAAGUAUGCCAUAGUGCAGUUAGCGGCAUUUGGUACAGCCGUCCCUGACUACGUAGGCUUCUCUGGAGUAAGA